This is a messenger RNA of Paramecium sonneborni, 2020 nucleotides long. The record is from the annotation of a GenBank genome assembly. NCBI's taxonomy places the organism in Eukaryota, Ciliophora, Oligohymenophorea, Peniculida, Parameciidae.
AUGAAUGCAACUCAAUAAGAAUAAGAAGGCAUUAUAUUAAAUUUACCUCAUCAUAUUCUUUAUUUAGAUGAAAAUCUUAAUGAACGUUUUACUAAUAAACCUAUAAAAUUGGCAUCCCAUUCUUAAUAAUAAGUGACAGAAUAUAUAAAAAAAAAAUUUAUUGGAAUUGCUUAAUUAGAAACAAGUGAUAAAAAAUUAAUUGAAUAUCAGAUUAAACCAUGGGAAGGUAAUCUAUUAUUUAUUUAAACAUAUUUUUAAUGUGAAAAUGACACAUUCUUUUCUAUAAUGGAUGAUAAAAUAAAAAAAUUAUAUACAUUAUUAAGUUAAGAUUAUGCUAAGUGGAAUAAUUUAAGAGCGUUUCGUAUGAUUAAGGAAUCAGAUUUAAGUGCAUUAGGAUAAUGUUUAUCUGAAUGUCUUCAUUUAGAACAUUAUAUUAAUUCAUAAAUUAUGUGUCCUUCGGAAGAAAUCACAUUAUUUUAUAUAAAAAUUUAAUUAUGUAAUCUAAUUGAAACUACUGUUCUCAAACUUUAUGAACAUUUUAAUAUAAUUAAUUUAAUAUUUGAAAAUGGCAUACCAGAACUUGUUGCAGGUGAUAAAAGAUUACUUAUAUUCAUUUUUUAAACCUUACUUUAUUCUACAAGAUUUUGUGAUAAAUAAAAAGGUGAAUUAUCUAUUAAAUGCAUUAUAUCACAAAUCAAUUAGGAUAAAUCAAGUUAUGAUUUGGAAUUUACAUUAAUAUUUACAUGCACACCUUCAGUAAUUAAAUUAUAUUCUCAAGUUUUUGGAUUAUCUGAUGCAAAAUUAACACCAAAUGAAUAAUUUCUUAUUCAUUGUCUAUAAAUUCUGAAGUAAUAAAUGAAAUUAAAUCAUAAUGAAUUUAAAUUUUAAACUGAUGGAGAUAAUGUUAUCAUUACAUUUACUUUUUUAAGUUAUAUUACAAGUAAUAAACCAGAACAUAUGUCAUAAUUCACAGAUAUAACAUUUUCUAGAAUUGUUUUAGAUGAUUGUCAUUAUCAAUGGAAAGAAAAAGUUUAAAUAUUACCAACUAAAUUUAUUUUAGAUUCUUAAAUUAGAAAAAGUUUACCGACUCAAACUAUUAUAGAUUCAAUACCAUAGUAAAUAAAUAAGAUAGUAGAUAUCAAUUUUCCAGAAAUUAGAGAUGAAUUAGUAUUUUUGUUAGAAACAACUCUUGAAGAUGCUAGAGACAAAGGAAUAUUAGAUUAGAUUGUAAUAGAUUAAUCAGAAAAUAAUGAUAAAUUUGCAAUAAGUGUAUAUUGAUUUAUUAUUUUAGGAAUAUGCAGAUAGUAUAGCGAAUUCUCCUCCUUCAUUUAUUACACCUUAAAUUAAGGCUAGAAAAUUAUAAGAUAUUAAUAAAGAAAAGUUGUAAAGACUUUUAAAAGAGGCAAAAAAACCAAAGAAAAAGAAAAAACUUGUUAGAAAUAAUUAUAAAGUAGUAUUUCCAAGAAGAAAUGAUUCAAAUUGUAAAAGCAAUCGUGAACCUGCUAUGUUUAAUUUUAAUAAAGAUGUUUUAUAAAACAGAGAUAAUAGAUAUAAUUUAAGAUGGACUCAUCGUUGUAAUGUAAUAUAAGCUCCAAAAACAGUAAAUGAAAUACUUUGUUAUGUUUCAAAUAUAAAAUUAUCAAGAGAUAUAAUUAAAAAUUUCGGAAAUUCAACAUAUGAUAAUUAUGAAAUCAAAGAUCCAAUAAUUGUAGUUGAUAUUGUUGAUGUAAUAAGACUUUAUAAACAAUAUUUAUUAGCUGGUAAAUAAUUUUACUUUAUUAUGCUAUUUGUUAAAAAACAAUAAGAAAUUGCAGAUUUUGCAGAUAUUGUUUAAAAAAAUGAAUAAGAGUUUGCCCAGUAAAAUUCAAAAUUUUAAUAAACAUAUUUGAUUGGAAUAACAGAAUCAUAAUUAAAGCCAUCAUUAUAUGCAUUUUUUAAAUGUAUAAUUCCAUUUGGUUAAUGGAACACAGAUAUAAAAUAAAUAAAAGCUUUAAUUGCAAAUUAAAGAGUAAUAAAAUGA